UCCACGCAGAGCCCUGGGUCGCCUCGCUGCCUCCUUGCCGGGAUCUGAGGAAGGGGCCAGGGUGUCGCUUCUUAAAUAUUGUGACUCCAAGGCGGACAGCUGACACAGCUGGGGCGUGCAUCUCGGUGUCCUGCCGAACCCAACCACAGGGACUGGCAGGCUGUCAUGGCGACCAGCGGGGACCCAGAGGAGGAGCAGGUCGUCCCAAGUGAGGAGGAUGAAACCAGUGUGAGAGCCGUGCAGGCCCACUACCUCCGGAGCCCCUCCCCCAGCCAGUACUCCAUGGUCUCAGAUGCAGAAACAGAAAGCAUUUUCAUGGAACCCAUUCACCUGUCUUCGGCUGUUGCAGCUAAACAGAUCAUCGGUGAAGAAUUCAAGCCGCGGGGGAUCAGAGCCGAGGCAGAGUGUCCAGGCAUGCUGGAGUCGGCCGAGCACCUGCUGGUGGAGGACCUGUACAACCGUGUUAGGGAGAAGAUGGACGACAGCAGCCUAUACAACACCCCCUGCAUCCUGGAUUUGCAGCGGGCCUUGGUCCAAGACCGCCAGGAGACCCCCUGGAAUGAGGUGGAUGAGGUCUGGCCCAAUAUCUUCAUAGCAGAGAAGAGUGUAGCUGUGAACAAGGCGAGGCUGAAGAGGCUGGGAAUUACUCACAUCCUCAAUGCCGCUCAUGGCACCGGCGUCUACACUGGGCCCGAAUUCUACACUGGCCUGGAGAUUCAGUACCUGGGUGUGGAGGUGGACGACUUUCCCGAGGUGGACAUCUCCCAGCAUUUCCGGAAGGCUGCCGAGUUCAUCGAUGAAGCCCUGCUGACCUAUAGAGGGAAAGUCCUGGUCAGUAGCGAGAUGGGCAUCAGCCGGUCAGCAGUGCUGGUGGUGGCCUACCUGAUGAUCUUCCACAACAUGGCCAUCUUGGAGGCCCUGAUGACUGUGCGUCAGAAGCGGGCCAUCUACCCCAACGACGGCUUCCUGAAGCAGCUCCGGGAGCUCAAUGAGAAGCUGAUGGAGGAGAGAGAAGAAGAAGACUCCGGCCAGGAAGGGGGGACGGAUGAGGCUGAGGAGGGCGAGGACGUGGGGAGCGGCAGCAGGGCCAGGGUGGGCGCCCUCACGGUGGAGGAGGAGGACGACACCCACAGCCACCCGAGCGGCUCCUCCCUGGGGAAGGCCAGCCAGGCCUCCAAGCCCCUCACCCUCAUUGACGACGACGAGGAGGAGAAGCUGUAUGAGGAGUGGAGGAAGGCGCGGGGCCUCCCCACAGCCAAGGCCCCCCCGGGGGGACACGGCAGGCGCUCAGCCUCCGGCCAGGAUGGCAGGGAGCCCGAAGACGAGGACGUGGACAGGAUGAUCCGGGAGUGGCAGAGCCGAAAUGAGAGGUACCAGGCGGAGGGGCAUCAGAGGUGGGGUAGAGAGGAGGCAGAGGUGGAGGCGGGCGACGCCGAGGGCUUCGUGACGAGGCGACGCAGGCACACCCUGAGCGAGAGCAGCACUUCGGCGAGUGUCCGCAGUCGCGACGUUCGGGUCCUGGAGCAGCAGCUGGAGACGAGCGGCCAGAAGCGAGGGGGCAGGCGCCGCUCGGACUCCGUGUCCACCGAGAGCACCUGGGACGUGUGGAACCAGAGGCUGCUGGAGAUCGAGAGGGAAGCCUCCCGGGAGUAUCACUCCAGGAGCCAGCGGGAGGCGGCGGACACAGGCUCCGAGGCGGGGGGCAGGGUGCGAGAGGACGACGAGGAGAGCGUGUCCUCCGAGGCCAGCUCGUUCUCCAACUUCUGCAGCAGGAACAAGGACAAGCUCACCGCCCUGGAAAGGUGGAAGAUCAAGAGAAUCCAGUUCGGAUUCCACAAGAAAGAGCUUGGGGCCGGGGACGGCAGCACCGAGCCAGGGGCCGAGGAGGCAGGGGGCGAGAGGCGUCUCUCCGACGUCAACCUGACGGCCUACCAGGCCUGGAAGCUGAAACACCAGAAGAAGGUGGGCGGCGAGAACAGGGAGGAGGUAGUGGAGCUCAGCAAGGGCGAGGACGCUGCCUCGGCCAAGAAGAGGCAGCGGAGGCUGGAGCUGCUGGAGAGGAGCAGGCAGACGUUGGAGGAGAGCCAGUCCCUGGGAAGCUGGGAGGCAGACAGCUCGGCGGCGGGCAGGAGCAUCCCCCUGUCCGCCUUCUGGUCCGCGGCCCCUCCGGUCAGUGCCGGGGAGGACGCGGCAUCGGUGUUCAGCACCCGGAGCCACGGCUCCCGCCCCUCUCAGGCUGGAAGCAACGGAGGCGGAUGCCCGGCCUCUGCCCCUGGCCCCGCACCGCCUGACCUGCCCGUGGGGCCGGGAGACGCCAUUUCCAUCGCCAGCAUUCAGAACUGGAUUGCCAGCGUGGUCAGCGAAACUCUCGCCCAGAAGCAAAACGAGGUGCUGCUGUUGUCCCGCCCGCCGUCCGUGGCGAGCGCGAAGGCGGCGCCGGAGGCCAGCCGCCUGGGGGAUGACCAGGUGUCCCUGCUCAGCGGACACAGCAGCUCCUCCCUGGGCGCCUGCCUGCUGCCCCGGGGCCAGCCGGGACCCGGCCCCGACUCGCAGUCCCUGCUGUCCUCCCGCACGGCGCCGGGCUCGAGGGCCGAAGGUCUUGGGAGCAAAGUCAGGGGGACCAGCAAGCCGGUCUACAGCCUCUUUGCUGACGACGUCGACCUGAAGGAGCUUGGCCGGAAGGAGAGGGAGAUACAAAUGGGGCUGAGGGAGAAGAUGUCCGAGUACAAGCUAGAGAAGCUGGCCUCCGACAACAAACGGAGCUCCCUCUUCAAGAAGAAGAAGGUCAAGGAAGAUGAGGAGGAUGGGGGUGACAGGGACGAGGACACUGACAGUGCCAUAGGGAGCUUCCGGUACUCUUCCCGCAGCAAUUCCCAAAAACCCGAGACAGACACGUCCUCCUCCCUGGCUGGCCCCGAUCGCCGUGGAAGCGCUAGCAGCGUCGGCAAAGACACGGACGGCAGUAUCGCUAAGUGGCUCAGUGGCCUCAGGACAGAGGAAAAGUCUCCUCCCCAGAGCGACUGGUCUGGAAGCUCCAGGGGGAAGUACACCAGAUCUUCCCUGCUCCGGGAGACGGCGUCCAAGUCCUCCAGCUACAAGUUCUCCAAAUCGCAGUCGGAGGAACAGGACACGUCCUCCUACCAUGAGGCCAGUGGCAACUCCGUAAGGAGCACCUCACGGAUCUCUUCCUCCUCUACCCGGGAGGGCAGAGAGAUGCACAGAUUCUCCCGGUCGAUGUUCAGCGAGACCUCGAGCUCCCGGGAGGAGAGCCCGGAGCCCUACUUCUUCCGCCGGACCCCUGAGCCCUCGGAAGGGGAAGAGUCCCCGGAACCACGGCGUCGGAACUGGGCCAGGCCCAGGGACUGGGAAGACGUGGAAGAGUCGUCCAACUCAGACUUUUCUGAAUUCGGAGCCAAGAGGAAAUUCACCCAGAGCUUCAUGAGGUCCGAGGAGGAGGGAGAGAAAGAGAGGAUGGAAAGCAGAGAAGAAGGGAGGUUUGCUUCGGGGCGGCGGUCCCAGUAUCGGAGAAGCACGGACGGAGAGGAAGAGAAAGAAAUGGACGACGAAGCCAUCAUCGCUGCCUGGAGACGUCGGCAGGAAGAAACCAGGACUAAGCUGCAGAGAAGGAGGGAGGAUUAAGCUGGGCCAGGCGGACCUGGGAGACUGAGAACAUGGCAAGAAGCCGCGCGGCUUAGCACAGGGAUCAGGACACACAUUGCCACCACCCGCCAAGGGACAGGCAUGUGGAAAGGAUCGUCCUGAGGGGCAGAGCCUGAAAGAGAGGUACCAGGCAGCAGGGCCCCAGAGGUGUGAUAGAGGGGAGGAGGAGAGCCGUCGGCGUGCGGUCUGCAUGCUAGGCCACCUGACACCGUUUUCUGUUGCCCGGCGUCCUCUUGACCUUUGACGCUUCCCUCGUGUAUUUGACAGUGUCCGUCACCUACUGGCGAGGUGAGCUCGUGAUGGAACCAGAGCUUGCCAGAGACUUCGGCUUACGUCCGCGGGAGGACUGAAUGCAGGACAUGGUUCUGUGUGUGGUUCUGUAACGAGACCCAGGAAAUGUCUCCUGUGGCA
Molecule: messenger RNA, 4071 nt
Organism: Prionailurus viverrinus (fishing cat)
Lineage: Eukaryota; Metazoa; Chordata; Mammalia; Carnivora; Felidae
Gene: STYXL2
Product: serine/threonine/tyrosine interacting like 2
Exons: 6
Coding region: 166-3639 (1157 amino acids)
Biological process (GO): protein dephosphorylation; negative regulation of MAPK cascade
Cellular component (GO): cytoplasm
Molecular function (GO): MAP kinase phosphatase activity; protein tyrosine/serine/threonine phosphatase activity
Source: RefSeq, a predicted model, not a curated record